AUGUUAGUUUCUUCCUACUCACAACAAGAUCUUCUCAAAAUACUACAAGAUCCCGCUUUGUAUCAACAGAAACAUAUGGAGAUUCGAAAUGAUUUGAUUAAACAAAUUAGACAACAAGACCUCGUCAUAAACGAUUACAAUAACGAAUUGGAAGUAUGUAAAACUGCCAACAAAGCUUUCAAACAAGCCUUAUCUGAAAUCGGUACUGUGGUUAUAUCGGUUGCCAUGGGUGAUUUAUCGAAAAAGGUAGAAAUUCAUACAGUUGAGAGUGAUCCGGAAAUCUUGAAAGUUAAGAUCACGAUAAACACCAUGAUGGAUCAAUUACAAACAUUUGCCAACGAGGUGACCAAAGUUGCCACUGAAGUUGCCAAUGGUGAAUUGGGAGGACAGGCCAAAAAUGAAGGGUCAGUUGGUAUAUGGCGUUCUUUGACAGAUAAUGUCAAUAUUAUGGCUCUUAAUUUGACUAAUCAAGUUAGAGAAAUUGCUGAUGUUACUCGAGCUGUUGCUAGAGGAGACUUGUCGCGUAAAAUCAAUGUUCACGCUCAAGGGGAAAUUUUACAAUUACAAAUGACUAUAAAUACAAUGGUGGAUCAAUUGAGAACUUUUGCAUUUGAAGUAUCUAAAGUAGCCAGAGAUGUUGGUGUCUUGGGUAUUCUAGGUGGACAAGCUUUAAUUGAAAACGUGGAAGGUAUUUGGAAAGAAUUGACCGAUAAUGUAAAUGCCAUGGCGUUGAAUUUGACCACACAAGUGAGAAAUAUUGCUAAUGUUACUACUGCUGUUGCCAAGGGUGAUUUAUCAAAAAAGGUUACGGCUGAUUGUAAAGGUGAGAUUUUAAAUUUGAAAUUGACAAUCAAUCAGAUGGUGGAUCGGUUAUUGAAGUUUGCUUCCGAAGUGACUACACUAUCAAGAGAAGUCGGUACUUUGGGUAUAUUGGGAGGUCAAGCCAAUGUUCAAGAUGUUGAAGGUGCUUGGAAAGCAGUCACGGAAAACGUUAACCUAAUGGCUACAAAUUUAACUAACCAAGUAAGAUCAAUUGCCACGGUUACCACUGCUGUUGCUCAUGGUGAUUUAUCGCAAAAGAUUGAUGUUCAUGCUCAGGGUGAAAUUUUACAAUUGAAAAACACCAUCAACAAGAUGGUGGACUCCUUGCAAUUGUUUGCUUCGGAAGUGUCAAAAGUCGCUCGAGAUGUCGGUAUAAAUGGUAAAUUAGGUAUUCAAGCUCAAGUUAGUGAUGUUGAUGGGUUAUGGAAGGAAAUUACCUCCAAUGUCAAUACAAUGGCCUCAAAUUUGACAUCACAAGUGAGGGCUUUUGCCCAAAUUACUGCUGCUGCCACGGAUGGUGAUUUCACUCGUUUCAUUACAGUUGAAGCUUCAGGAGAAAUGGACGCAUUAAAGACAAAGAUUAAUCAAAUGGUUUUGAAUUUAAGAGAAUCUAUUCAAAGAAAUACUGCUGCCAGAGAAGCGGCCGAAUUGGCAAAUAGUGCCAAGUCAGAAUUCUUGGCUAACAUGUCGCACGAGAUUAGAACCCCAUUGAAUGGUAUUAUUGGUAUGACACAAUUAUCUUUGGAUACUGAAUUGACGCAAUAUCAAAGAGAAAUGUUGUCUAUUGUUCAUAACUUGGCAAACUCGUUGUUGACGAUCAUUGAUGAUAUUUUGGAUAUCUCCAAGAUUGAAGCUAAUAGAAUGACUGUUGAACAAAUUGACUUUUCAUUAAGAGGUACUGUAUUUGGAGCAUUGAAGACAUUGGCGGUCAAAGCUAUUGAAAAGAACUUGGAUUUAACAUAUCAAUGUGAUUCUUCAUUCCCAGAUAAUUUAAUCGGUGAUUCAUUCAGAUUGAGACAAGUUAUAUUGAAUCUUGCUGGUAAUGCCAUUAAGUUUACCAAGGAAGGUAAAGUUAGUGUGAGUGUUAAAAAAUCAGACAAGACAGUGCCUGACUCGGACAAGUUGUUGUUGGAAGUUUGUGUUUCUGAUACUGGAAUUGGUAUUGAAAAGGAUAAAUUGGGAUUGAUUUUUGAUACAUUUUGUCAAGCAGAUGGAUCUACUACUAGAAAAUUCGGUGGUACCGGGUUAGGUUUAUCUAUUUCCAAACAAUUGAUUCACUUAAUGGGUGGGGAAAUUUGGGUUACCUCGGAAUAUGGUUCAGGAUCGAAUUUCUACUUUACCGUCUCGGUAUCACCUUCAAAUAUUAGGUACACUAGACAAACUGAACAAUUAUUACCAUUUAGUAAUCAUUACGUGUUGUUUGUGUCUACUGAACAUAGCCAAGAAGAAUUGGCUGAGAUUGAAAAUGCUAUUGUUGAAUUGGGUUUGAAUCCAAUUAUUGUCAACAAUAUAGAAGAGGCUAACUUGUCAGAACCAAUCAGGUAUGACAUUAUCAUGAUCGAUUCAAUCGACACCGCGAAGAAGCUACGCUUAUUAUCGGAAGUGAAAUAUAUCCCAUUGGUUUUGGUGCAUCAUUCGAUUCCUGAAUUAAAUAUGCGUGUAUGUAUUGAUUUGGGUAUCUCAUCUUAUGGAAACACCCCAUGUUCAAUGACUGAUUUAGCCAGUGCAUUGAUUCCAGCGUUGGAAUCACGUUCAAUCUCACAAAACACUGAUGAAUCAGUCAAGUACAACAUUUUACUUGCUGAAGAUAACUUGGUGAAUCAGAAAUUGGCGGUACGUAUAUUGGAAAAACAUGGUCACCAUGUUGAAGUUGUUGAAAAUGGGUUAGAAGCAUUCGAAGCUAUUCAAAAGAAUAAAUAUGAUGUUGUUUUGAUGGAUGUGCAGAUGCCAGUAAUGGGCGGAUUUGAAUCAGUGGAAAAGAUUAGACAAUGGGAAAAGAAAUCAAACCCAAUUGAUUCGUUGACUUUUAGAACUCCGAUUAUUGCAUUAACUGCUCAUGCAAUGUUGGGAGAUCGUGAGAAAUCGUUAGCUAAAGGAAUGGAUGAUUAUGUAUCAAAACCAUUGAAACCAAAAUUAUUGAUGCAAACGAUAAAUAAAUGUAUUCAUAAUAUCAAUCAAUUGAAGGAAUUAUCAAAACAGAAUAAUAAUACCGAUUUCGCUAAAAAGUUAAAGAAAGGUGUCAUUCAAUCAUCAACAACUAAUAGUGGUGGAGGAAAUGGUGGAAGUGGUAGAUCAAGGACAGAUUCUAAUACAUCUGUAUCUUCCCAUGCAUCCAAUGCUAGUUCGCCUUCAAGGUCAUCUCCUGGAGGAUGUGGUGCAACUUCAGGAAAUAAUGCAUCGUAUUCUACAUACCAACAGUAUCAACACCAGUACCCACCAGCUUUCAAUCAAUCGAGAUCCUCACCUUCGUUGAAUGUGACCUCAAGUGGAUCACCAAGGGACUCACAAUUCAAAGCCAAUAAUAACAUCUCUAGCAGUAACGAUUAUUCACAUCAAGGAGGCUCCACUGAGAAUGGUUUAUUUGCCACAUUGGCAGCUGGUUUACGACCAGGACAAUUGAAUCUGAAUAAUCGAUCAGUUACUGAAAGUGUCUUGACUUUUACGUCGAGUAAGAUUACCGAAUUGGGUGAUGGUGAUGUGGAUGUGGAUGUGGAUGUGGAUGUGGAUGUGGAUGGUGAGCGAGACGAUAGAACUGCUGUUGCUGCUGGUGGAUCUAGUGAUGUUAAUGGAGAUGAUAUAAUGGAUAUCGAUGUGCCGAGAAAUUAA
This is a messenger RNA of Lodderomyces orthopsilosis Co 90-125, 3648 nucleotides long. It is a transcript of the gene NIK1, whose product is annotated as Nik1p. The record is from RefSeq and is a predicted model, not a curated record. Bases 1 to 3648 code for a protein of 1215 amino acids. Gene Ontology annotation, cellular component: membrane. NCBI's taxonomy places the organism in Eukaryota, Fungi, Ascomycota, Pichiomycetes, Serinales, Debaryomycetaceae. Gene Ontology annotation, biological process: phosphorelay signal transduction system; cellular hyperosmotic response; phosphorylation. Gene Ontology annotation, molecular function: phosphorelay sensor kinase activity. The transcript has a single exon.